Molecule: messenger RNA, 2517 nt
Organism: Coccinella septempunctata (seven-spotted ladybird)
Lineage: Eukaryota; Metazoa; Arthropoda; Insecta; Coleoptera; Coccinellidae
Exons: 4
Coding region: 73-2517 (814 amino acids)
Biological process (GO): proteolysis
Molecular function (GO): aspartic-type endopeptidase activity
Source: RefSeq, a predicted model, not a curated record
UUUCAAUCAGCUCAAAUCUAAUAAUAUUAUUUUAUAUUAUACUAAUCAAUCGAUCAACAUCUCAAAAAGGUCAUGUCUCAAAAGUCGGGAAGAUCUUCUCCAUCUCCAAAAGAGGAUGACGCUCAACUCCAGGUCCCUCCUACUCGAUCAUCCAGAUCUUCCACAUCUUCGCAGCCUGAUGUGGGACCUCAAACUCGCUCGGCUGGUCUUCCCACCAACCUCAAAUUGAAAGUCGCUACUCAACUGAGUAGACUACAACUCAUGAAGGACAUCUUCUCCAAGCUGUCCAACAUCUCAACAUGGACUGUGCAAGACCUGUCACACACUCAAGAACAGCUGCAAGACCUUCAUAAGAACUUCUCAAAGACUCACUCGUAUUUUGAGUCAGCGUGGCCUGAGUCUUGUCUCGACCACGAAUACUUCGCAUCCUCAGUCUUCUUCGAGGAAUACUCUCUAUACCAAUCAGCCAUCUCGAAAUUAAGACAACUCAAUAUGUCACUCAAUCCUUUGGAUUCACAGCCAUCCACUUCUGCUCAAGUCCCUCAGCCUUCUCAAACUCGUCCUCGAUUGCCUGACAUCUCAAUUCCCACCUUCUCAGGCGACUUCUCAAAAUGGCCUGCCUUCCGAGACCUUUUUCAAUCCCUCGUGAUCAACAGCACCUCAAUUUCUGACAUUGAAAGCAUCGUCAAUCCUCUCCAAAGUUUGAAAGCAGGUGAAGAUCUAGAGCAGAACAAUAAUCUUUUGGUGUUUCAUAUCAUCAACCGUAUGGAUCACGCCUCUCGCACUCAUUGGGAAACUCUCAUCUCCUCUAAUAACGAAUUUCCCUCCUUCGCUCAGUUGAUGGAGUUCCUCCAAUCUCGCUCCAGAGCUCUAGAAUGGACUGAGUCCAAUCAGAGACAGUCAUCUCAAGAAUCCUCUCGCUCUCGCACAACAGUGCACACCAUCUCUCAAAAGGUUACUGCUCCAAUUAAACCUUCUCCUCCACUCAUCUCAAGCAAAUCGGCCUCCUCGAACACUCCAAUCUCGAAAGUCUCUUCUAUGCCGGGCUACACCUGUGAUGAUUGUGGACGCGACCACUUCGUUGCAGAUUGCCCUCGCUUCUCCAAGCGCUCACCUCAGGAAAAAGCUGAUGUGGUGUUACUUCGCAUCCUCUGCUCCAACUGCCUCGGUAGACAUCAUCGCCACUCUUGCAGAACGACAAAGAUCUGCAAAAUCUGUGGAAGUCGUCAUCAUACACUUCUACAUGAUGCUCCUCUCAGCAGUAAACCACACUGCAAAGUUCCACCGGUACCCCCUCGAGUGCUUCCACAAUACGCUCUCACAUCUCAAAAAUCGGCUCAAAGGGAGCUACCUCAACCACGACUCAACACUCUCCUCGCCACUGCCAUCGCCCAUCUCAUCACCUCAACAGGAUCACACACGGUUCGACUACUCAUCGACAGUGGAUCCGAGCUGACCUUCAUCUCUCAAGAUCUAGCCAGAAAACUCAACAUCUCUAGAAGGAAGUCGCAUGUUGUAAUUGUGGGAAUUCAUGGAAAGACUUCUAAGACACAAGGAUCUCUCGCCCUCACUCUCAAGUCGACGUAUGACCAUCAAACCAUAAAUAUUGAUGCUCACAUUCUUUCAUCAUCUUUCUCUAAUCUGCCUUCCUUCUAUACAUGUUUUCAGCAAUCUCUACAUCUCCAGCAUCUCAAGUUAGCUGAUCCAGAAUACCACAUCUCAAGAGCCAUCGACAUCAUUUUGGGUGCUGAUGUAUAUGGCUCAGUUGUUCUUCCUCAGAUGAAAAAAGGCCCUCCAUCAUCUCCAAUCGCGCAACUCUCAAUCUUCGGCUGGCUAAUCCUAGGACCUGUGUGUCAAGAACAGGAACGCCUUCCAAUCCAAUCUCCAAUGUUUCACACUGUUCAAGAUGAAGACUUACAUCAUCUCCUCACUAAGUUUUGGGAACAGGAAGAAAUUCAACCAACGUCUACGUCACAUCUCACCUCUGACGAGCAAGAAUGUGAAAACCACUUUGUCUCCACUCACUCAAGGCUCUCCUCUGGGAAAUACAUGGUAAGAUUACCAUUGAAAUCAUCUAUUGACGUCUUAGGUUCUUCCAGACAACGAGCCUUCCGAUGUCUGCAAGCCUUGAUUCGGAAAUUCGACAAGGAUCCUGACUACUCUCUGCUCUACCACCAAUUUCUCGAUGAAUAUGAACUCCUCCAGCACAUGCAACCAGUCUCGUCAGAAAAGGUCAACUCAAGAUAUUUUCUUCCUCAUCAUGGUGUUCUCAAAACAGACAGCUCUACAACGAAACUGCGAGUAGUCUUCAACGGCUCCAGCCCCACCUCAACUGGUAUUUCUCUCAACGAUAUUAUGCACACCGGAGCGAAACUACAACUCGACGUGAUUGAUGUUCUUAUGUGGGUGCGUAAAUUUAAAUUUGUCUUCUCUACAGAUAUCACAAAGAUGUACAGACAGAUUCUUGUUCAUCCUGAUGAUUGGGAUCUUCAAAGUAUCGGUCACAUACGGAACUAG